This is a messenger RNA of Caretta caretta (loggerhead turtle), 3192 nucleotides long. It is a transcript of the gene TARS1, whose product is annotated as threonyl-tRNA synthetase 1. Gene Ontology annotation, biological process: threonyl-tRNA aminoacylation. NCBI's taxonomy places the organism in Eukaryota, Metazoa, Chordata, Testudines, Cheloniidae. Gene Ontology annotation, cellular component: cytoplasm; mitochondrion. Gene Ontology annotation, molecular function: threonine-tRNA ligase activity; ATP binding. The record is from RefSeq and is a predicted model, not a curated record.
CGCCCGUGGAAAUCUGCUCCACUCUCUGUCACCUUGCGCAGCCAUCGGCGCCAGUGCGCGGUGCUGCUCUGCAGACGCCGACCUGCCAGCGUCUCCCACCCGCUCGGGGCUGGCUGCAGGGCGGCUGAGCCACGGCUCCUCCGCACGGCCACAGGAGGGGGCUUUGCACUACGUCUCUCCACCCGCGAGGCGCUGCCGGGAUUUCUAUCUGCAUAUCUCCAAGUGCCUGACAGAUUAACAAAUUAAGUCUCACAACACAACAACCCUGUUAGAAAGAAAUACAAGGUAAUAUUGACAAAGUGAGUGAAGGUGCGGAAAAAAUAAACCAGCAAAUCUCUCCAGAGGAUUGGAAGAAUAUAAGGCUAACUACUCUGAACAGUACAAGUUCCCCUUCGUGGAGAGAAUAACAUUCCUCAAUUCAGGUCACUAGAAAAACAAAGUUAAAAAGAAAUAGUUGCUGCAUUUGCCAUGGAAAGAAACAGUUGCUCUAUUUACUAUGGAAUCUCUAGAGCGUAUGCUAAUGGAAACCUGUGCAGAACUAAUAACCCCUUCUAAAAAUACAGGGAUUGAUGGGAAGAAGAUGGAAAAAAGCUUCAUACCGAGCUUCAUACCGAGUGGGAGCUUCAUACCGAGAAGGAAGCUGUGCUACGCAGAUUAGGCUAAAAGGAUCCCCCAAAAGAGGCUGGUACAAGUGUGUGGCCUGGAUAGCUGCUGGGGAAGAAAAGAAGGAAUGGGGAAAGAAGAAAACCAAAGAAGGAUCUGGUGAUGGGGGUUGCACAGAGCUGAAUCCCUGGCCUGAAUAUAUCAAUGAGCGUCUAGAGAGGUAUCAUAAACUUAAAGCAGAACAUGAUGCGCUUCUAGCAGAAAGAGCUGCAAAAGACAGCAAACCCAUUAAAGUGACAUUACCUGAUGGCAAGCAAGUUGAUGCUGAAUCCUGGAAGACCACUCCUUAUCAAGUUGCUUGUGGAAUUAGUCAAGGUUUGGCUGACAACACUGUUAUUGCUAAAGUGAACAAAGUGGUUUGGGAUCUAGAUCGUCCCUUGGAGGAAGACUGUACCCUGGAACUGCUCAAGUUUGACGAUGAAGAUGCUCAAGCAGUAUACUGGCACUCAAGUGCUCACAUAAUGGGUGAAGCUAUGGAGCGAAUCUAUGGUGGAUGUUUGUGCUACGGCCCACCAAUAGAAAAUGGAUUUUAUUAUGACAUGUACCUCGAGGAUGGAGGUGUGUCCAGUAAUGAUUUCUCUGCUCUGGAGACCUUAUGCAAGAAGAUCAUGAAGGAAAAACAACCAUUUGAAAGACUGGAAAUUAAGAAGGAAACUCUACUUGAAAUGUUUAAGUAUAAUAAGUUCAAGUGUCGGAUCUUGAAUGAAAAAGUCAACACUCCAACUACUACAGUGUACAGGUGUGGUCCCUUGAUAGAUCUGUGCAGGGGCCCUCAUGUCAGACAUACCGGCAAAAUAAAGGCAUUAAAAAUCCAUAAAAAUUCCUCAACAUACUGGGAAGGCAAGUCUGAUAUGGAAACCCUCCAAAGGCUUUAUGGAAUUUCAUUCCCAGAUGUAAAAAUGUUAAAGGAAUGGGAGAAGUUCCAGGAGGAGGCUAAAAAUCGAGAUCACAGAAAGAUUGGACGGGACCAAGAACUAUAUUUCUUCCAUGAGCUCAGUCCUGGCAGUUGUUUUUUCUUGCCAAAGGGAGCUUACAUCUAUAACACGUUAAUUGAAUUCAUCAGGCGCGAGUAUCGGAAACGAGGAUUCCAGGAGGUUGUCACUCCAAACAUGUACAACAACAAACUCUGGAUUACAUCAGGGCACUGGCAGCAUUACAGUGAAAACAUGUUUUCAUUUGAGGUGGAGAAGGAAAUCUUUGCUCUGAAGCCCAUGAACUGCCCAGGACACUGCCUUAUGUUCAACCAUCGACCAAGAUCGUGGCGUGAGUUGCCGCUGCGUAUGGCAGAUUUUGGAGUUCUCCAUCGUAAUGAACUGUCAGGAGCCCUUACAGGACUUACUAGAGUACGGCGGUUCCAGCAGGAUGAUGCUCACAUAUUCUGUGCCAUGGAGCAGAUUGAAGGGGAGAUAAAGAGCUGCCUGGAGUUCUUGCAAGCAGUGUAUGGUGUGUUUGGAUUUUCCUUCAAACUGGACCUCUCCACUCGUCCUGAAAAGUUCCUUGGAGAUAUUGAAGUGUGGAAUCAAGCUGAAAAGCAACUUGAAAACAGCCUCAAUGAAUUUGGUGAGAAGUGGGAAUUGAACUCUGGGGAUGGUGCUUUCUAUGGACCUAAGAUUGACAUUAAGAUUAAAGAUGCCAUUGGCCGAUACCACCAGUGUGCUACAAUCCAGCUAGAUUUCCAGCUCCCAGUCAGAUUUAACCUUACCUUUGUGAGCCAUGAUGGUGAUGACAAGAAAAGGCCAGUUAUUAUUCACCGGGCCAUCUUAGGAUCUGUGGAAAGAAUGAUUGCUAUCCUAACCGAAAAUUAUGCAGGCAAAUGGCCUCUCUGGCUGUCUCCUCAGCAAGUGAUGGUGGUGCCGGUGGGACCAACAUGUGACAAAUAUGCACAAAAGGUCAGACAGCAGUUCCAUGAUGCUGGAUUAAUGUCUGAUGUAGAUGUGGAUCCUGGGUGUACGCUGAACAAGAAGAUCAGAAAUGCUCAGCUUGCACAGUAUAAUUUUAUCCUAGUUGUUGGUGAAAAGGAGAAGGCGAGUGGAACAGUUAAUAUCCGUACUCGAGAUAACAAGGUGCACGGUGAACGAACUGUUGCUGAUACUGUGGAGAGGCUGCUACAGUUGAAACGCCGUCAAUGCAAACAUGCUGAAGAAGAAUUCUAACAGAUUGUAUUUCCCUACCUGGUUUAGUGUAAAAAGGAUAAGUUUUAUAAAGCAGUUAAAUCAUAUUGUAACAUCUUAUAUGCACUAGGUUGCAUUUGAAAUAGAUCGUCAAAUGAGCCAACAAAAAUCAACCGUGAAACACCUUUCUAUAUUAUUCAGACAUUACAUGUGUCUAUGGAAAGACCAUUUUACACAAAUGAUGCAGCAAAGCUUCUUGGUAUCUGAUCACAAAAAAUGAAACCAGGUGACUAAGGCUUAAUAUGAAUUGAGGGGAAAUGGAAUUGUUAAUGAAGGAUUAAAAUAUUGUAGUAGUCGUUUAAUAUUGUUGUAAGUAGACGACUAAGAAAAAUAAAAUUUUGGUAACGGUCUUUCAUCA